GCUUCUAAUUGUAAUCCUGAUUUCCAGAACAAAUAUGAAAUUCCUGGUACUCACCCUUCUCGUUGCCGCGGCGUUCGCAAGCCCGGCACACCGCUUCGUCCAGCCUGGAGCGGCCGGCCCUGCUCCCGUCAUCAUGCCAGAAGGCGAGCCCAUCUCUAUCGGACCAGCUAUCAUCAACCCCGGGAUCAGCGGUGGUCCUGCCCCCAUCGAUAACUUCGAACCCAUCGCUAUCGGACCCGCUAUCAUCAAUGACCCAAUCGCACCUGCCCAAACUAAACCACUUGUACAAAUCAUCAUUAACAUCAACGAACAAGGACAAGUUGUCGGUUCCCCUGUUGUUGUGAAACCUGAAGAAGGCCCAGCACCAGUUGUCGUUGUUGAUGAGGCAGCUGAACCCGUGAUUGUUGUAGACGCUCCUCCCGCGGUGAUCGGUAACCCGGUGAUCCCAGCGCCCGUCAUCACCCUGCCCGAUGACCUUAAUUAAAAUGUAACUUUAUCUUGUAAAAAGUAAUCUACGUUCUAUACUAAUAAGUAAUAAAUCAAUUUUGCAGCA
Papilio polytes (common Mormon) is the source of this 553-nucleotide messenger RNA. RefSeq names its product neuropeptide-like 3. NCBI's taxonomy places the organism in Eukaryota, Metazoa, Arthropoda, Insecta, Lepidoptera, Papilionidae. The transcript has a single exon. The record is from RefSeq and is a predicted model, not a curated record. The coding region runs from base 35 to 484 and encodes 149 amino acids.